AUGCCCCGCCCACCCGAGACACCCGAUGUGAGAGCAUCAAAAGGACUAGCCUACAUACUCAGACACGGAGCGGAGAAAGAAGGGUUGAAUAUCAGGUCAGACGGGUACAUCAAAUUGGAUGAUGUGCUCGCUCGACCUAAGAUGCGAGAUGUCGAUGUGAACAUGGUCCUUCGACUAGUAGCUGAAAAUGCCAAACAACGAUUCCAGCUAUUUUACGGGUAUGAUCCUAGUCCACCUAGACCUAAGAAGAUGAAGAAAGGACAACAACCCAAGAAACAGCGUCCACCGCCACCACAAGUUGUCACUGCUGCUUCUACUGACUCACACAACAUCGAGAAAACACGCAAAUUGGACGAAGAGGGGGACGGAUUGAGCCCGAUCCCAUUACAAGAUGCGAAUGGGAUUGACGCAGCUGAGAUAGAUAAUAUACAAUCCAACUUAUCGAAGACUACCAUCUCAUCACGAGGUGAAAAUGGAAUUGGAUAUGUCGAACUACCUUUAGUAUCUCUACCUAAUCCGAAUGAAAGUAAUGGUACCGGCGAAGCAGGAUCAUCAUCAUCAUCGUCGAUCAAAGGUGAAUAUUUCAUACGUGCAACUCAGGGUCAUUCGAUAAAACUAGAAGGUACUUCUCAUCUCGAAGAGUUGCUAGAUGAUGAAGAGGGAAGGAAAAAGGCGGGAGUGAUGGUUCAUGGUACUAGAUUGGAACUGUGGGAUAUACUAAAGACUCAAGGUCUCUCCAAAAUGUCCCGUCAGCAUAUCCACCUCGCACCCUCACACCACGGCUCCAUCGUCCCUCGACCAAACUCAACAUUAUACCUCUACCUAUCUUUAUCGAAAUUGAUCGAAAACAACAUACCGGUAUAUGUCAGUGCGAAUGGCGUGGUGCUUACUCCCGGUGACGAAAAGGGGAUCGUACCUAAAGAAUUAUGGAGAAAAGUAGUGAAAGUGCAGAAAAGCAAAGAGAAAGAUGAAAAUGGCAAGUACAGGACUAGUAGGGUGGUCAUUUGGGAAGAUGGAGAAAUUGUGGAUGAGAGGGAAGAGGCGGAGGGCGAGGAGGGGAUCUAA
Messenger RNA from Kwoniella mangroviensis CBS 8507, 1065 nucleotides. RefSeq lists its product as uncharacterized. The coding region runs from base 1 to 1065 and encodes 354 amino acids. Gene Ontology annotation, molecular function: tRNA 2'-phosphotransferase activity. The transcript has 3 exons. Lineage: Eukaryota; Fungi; Basidiomycota; Tremellomycetes; Tremellales; Cryptococcaceae. The record is from RefSeq and is a predicted model, not a curated record. Gene Ontology annotation, biological process: tRNA splicing, via endonucleolytic cleavage and ligation.